This is a messenger RNA of Dufourea novaeangliae, 2480 nucleotides long. Its product is annotated as venom dipeptidyl peptidase 4-like. Lineage: Eukaryota; Metazoa; Arthropoda; Insecta; Hymenoptera; Halictidae. The record is from RefSeq and is a predicted model, not a curated record. The transcript is spliced from 10 exons. Gene Ontology annotation, molecular function: serine-type peptidase activity; dipeptidyl-peptidase activity. Gene Ontology annotation, biological process: proteolysis. The coding region runs from base 502 to 1884 and encodes 460 amino acids.
CUACAGCUGGCUACCUGGGCACCACGCGGGAACGCGUUGGUCUACGUGCACCUGAAUAACAUCUAUUACAGACCGGAAGCGGAAGUGGCCGUCGACUAUCAAAUCACCAACACCGGCGUGUUCGGGACCAUUUAUAAUGGUGUGCCGGACUGGGUGUACGAAGAGGAGGUGUUCGGCUCGAACAAGGCUUUAUGGUUCUCGCCGAGCGGCACUAAACUGGCCUUCGGUUACUUCGACGACACCCAUACACCGAUCAUAACGAUACCGUUUUACGGUUACCCGGGAAGCAUCACGUUCCAGUACACGUCCGCGAUCUCGAUCCAUUAUCCGAAGAGCGGCACAACCAAUCCCACGGUGAAGCUGUUUUACGUCGACUUGGAGAGGGUGGUCGAAGGUAACGUGAGCUUAACUGAAAUCGAACAUCCGGCCGAGUUAUCCUCCACGGAGCGGAUUUUAUCAGCCGUCGCUUUUCCUACGGACAAUCUCGUGUACGCGACCUGGAUGAACAGAGUACAGAACAGGGCGUACUUCCAUUUCUGUUACGUCGACGGUCCCGUACCGAAUUGCACGAACGCUCUGUCGUACUUCGAGGAACACGGAUGGGUCGAGCAGUUCGAGCCGCCGGUGUUCAGCGACGACGGGAAUUCGUUCCUGACGAUUCUGCCCGAGAAACAACGGAACGGCAGCCACUGGCGGCAUGUAGUUGCAAUUACGAAUGCAUCAUCGGGCAAGCCGGUACGCGCCGCGCUAACUUCCGGCUAUUUCGUCGUCACCGAGAUAGUUUCUUGGGAUCAGGAGAACUCGUACCUAUACUACCUGGCCACGACAGAGGGCGAGUCCGCGGUGCAGCAUCUGUACCGGAUAUCCGUGCGUGGCGAGGACCGCAAACCGACCUGCCUCAGCUGCACAGCGGUCCGAGAAAUGGACAGUAACCGGUGCCUCUACAACACGGCCAAGUUUUCCACCGAUCAUUCGCAUUACGUGCUCACUUGCGCCGGCCCCGGGGUGCCUGACAUCGCCAUUUACAACAGGAACUCGAACAAGCUGUUUGCGUGGGAGAACAACGAGGCAGUUUCGGAGAUCAUCGUCGAGAAAUCGCAGCCGAUCGUGCGCCGUUACAAUGUCCCGGUGCCCGGUGGGUUCAAAGCACGGGUUCGACUACUGAUCCCGCCCGAUGCUGACCUAAGCGGUGCCACGAAAUACCCGAUGCUGAUCUACGUUUACGGUGGUCCAGACUCGUACCAAGUCACGGAGAAAUUCAACGUCGACUGGGGCACGUAUCUCGUGACAAACAAGAGCAUCAUCUACGCGACCAUCGACGGCAGGGGUUCCGGUUUAAUGGACAACGGGAUGCUGUUCGCCGGAUACCGGAAUCUCGGCACCGUCGAGAUCGCUGAUCAGAUCAACGUUACCAGAUAUUUACAAGACACUCUGCCGUACAUUGACCGCACUAGGACAGCGAUAUGGGGCUGGAGUUACGGUGGAUACGCGACAGGCAUGACGCUCGCCAUGGAUUAUCGCGGUGUCUUCAAGUGUGGCAUGUCCGUGGCACCUGUAACAGAUUGGGCUCUUUACGAUUCAAUUUACACGGAACGGUUCAUGGGUUUGCCGACGGUCGAGGACAAUCUCCAUGGCUACGAGCAGAGUCAACUUUUGAACAAAGUAGACAACAUUAAAACGAAGAUGUACUACUUGAUUCAUGGAACUUUGGACGACAACGUGCACUAUCAGCAAUCUCUGCUGCUUGCCAAGGUCCUCGAGCAGAAGGAUAUUCUAUUCCGACAACAGACAUACACGGACGAGGAUCACGGAAUCGCGCAGUCGAGAGCGCACCUGUACCAUUCCCUGGAGAACUUUUUGGACGAGUGUUUCGAAGCUUCAUGAUCGCAGCAUAGAUGUGAAACGACAAUCUAGAUCCUCCGCGUGUCACCUGCCUCACAUUCCACCUGUAAAUACCUUGUCACUUGUACAUACUCGAUGUACAAUAUGUAAUAUGAGAUGUUAGUGUAUAUAAUUGACGGUGAAACGAAAUAGGUACACUCGAUGUAAACAAUCCGAAAGAGAAUGUUCCCUCAAUUCCUCGUGCUUCCUGAAGAACGGAGAGAUAAGAAAGAUCGAAAAUCUGAUGAUCAUAACUUCAUUUUAAUCGUUUUCUUUUGUUAUUCAUAGAACGUAUAACGGCAUUGGAUUUAAACCACCGUUUUUGACUGAAAUGUAUAUGAUUCUUCCACGUGCUACAGUUAGAAUUGAAUUAAACGGAUAUUCGUUGUAACAUCCACGGGGUUCCCCGUUAAUUGAUCUACCAAAUGGCUCCAUCUCUCACUUUAUCGUGCAAACCUUUAGAUGUAUUCUCGACCGAUCAAACAAAGUGAUAAACCACUACAUACACCCAUCCUGAAUUAGAAAUCGGACACAAUACAAGUGAUCCUGAACAGUCAAUCAAUUUCUUUCCAAUUGUACCACAAGUUUAUAUCGUGUUG